This is a messenger RNA of Anneissia japonica, 4646 nucleotides long. RefSeq names its product perlucin-like protein. Lineage: Eukaryota; Metazoa; Echinodermata; Crinoidea; Comatulida; Comatulidae. The coding region runs from base 593 to 1309 and encodes 238 amino acids. The transcript is spliced from 5 exons. The record is from RefSeq and is a predicted model, not a curated record. Gene Ontology annotation, molecular function: signaling receptor activity.
UAAUAUUGCGUUUUUGUUUUUUUUGUUUUUCAUUUUAUUUAUUGAAAAUACAGUCUUUUCAGCAAUAUGCUGCCCUCUAUUUUUGUAUGUUUUUAUACCCUCAUUAAACAUUUUCUUGAUUUACUUUUGUAUGUCAUAUAUAGCCAAUGAGUAGGCUCCUGCUACUCUAAAUAUUUUAUUUGUUAUCCGUCAUAUUUAAAUUUGAAUUUUAUUCUGGAUCAAGUCAUCGAACUCAUUUGGAUCUGUGGGCCGAUUCACUGCUCCUUCUAUAUUUAUAUAUUCCAAUCUUAAUAGGAUUCAAAUGCGUUUUUGUUUAUUAUGCUAAUACUCAGUAACGUAUUAUGAAUACGGUUGUGUCGCUGUUUCUUAAUACUGAUUCAGGGCACAGUUAAGUUUAUGAAAAUCCGCUGAUUGGUUGGUGUCCUAAUUUGCAUACAUUAUUCGCUGUGAGGUCUUAUUAAAUGUUUCAUUAUCUCGUUUUUUUCACUUACAUCUUAGCAGAUGAGUGUUACCAUUCCUUUAUAACGAACGUCAAAGUCAUGCAAUUUUAAUUCUGUACGUUAUCGUUAGUUACAAGUAUAAUACCAACAUUAUGGUUCUAACGAAAGGCAACGUAUUUGAUCUCGGGAAUGUUUUCAUCUUAUCGGUAAUUUCCCUCUCGUAUUGUGACAGAUGCCCAGAUUCGUGGGAUCCAUUCCAAAGGAGUUGUUAUAAAGUGUUUGCACAGACAGUAAAUUGGACUGAUGCGCUGACAAACUGUGAAUCGGAGGGAGCAAGUUUGUUGGCGAUAUCAUCAUCAGAAGAAAGAAACUUUGUUCGUGAUCUCCGCUACCAAAAAUACGGUUAUUGUGUGAAUACUUGGAUUGGUUUUAAUGACAGAGAGAAUCAAGGUGUGUGGAAAUGGACGACUAACAGUGCGACACAGUACACAGAUUGGUUACCAGGUCAACCAAAUGAUGUAUCUGAACAUUGUGCUGUAAUCAUAUGUAGCGGGAUCGACAAGAAUUGGCAAGAUUAUCCUUGCAGUCACUACUUCAAUUUUUACGUUUGUGAAAUAGAACAACAUUCGUCUUUUGCAAGAAAAGUUUCUGGUAAAGCAGGACAGGCAGCUUGCUUAGUUCCCUACGCCUUAGCCGAUUUCACCCUGGAUAGUAAAGCGACAAGAAGUUUAGCUCACUGUUUUCAAUUCUGCAUCUCGAUUGGCCAGUGCAAGGCGUUCCAAAUUCAGCAAAUGCCAAACAAGGAUUUCAUCUUCAGAAGUAGGUACAAGAAAAAAGAAUCUCUCAAUGACGGAUUUGGUAAGAUGUAAAGUGCUGGUUAGUCGAUGUUUUGAUGAGCUUUGAAAGAUUUGGUCCGAUGUUUACAAAGUAAUCAUUAAUAUUGCUCGCAAUAUCGAAUGGGUCUGUAACUGUAGAGCCUUUGUGUAGAAAAUAUGAGGGAAGAGUUUUUUGUAUAUUGCGUCCCAAGACUGAAUUUAUAGUUUGCCAUGUCUUUUGUAAAUUGCCUUUGUAUAAAUUAAACUUUUCAUUAUAAUGUUUUUACGAGAAAUUCUUAGAAGGUUUGUUAAUUUAUUUCUAUAUAUAACGUAUUUGUCUUUAUCUAAUUGUUUUUUAGAUUUAAUAUAUUUUUUAUAAAGUUUGUUUCUUUUAUCUGUUAAUAAUUGUUAAUGUUUGUUAAUUAUUGUUAAUUUUUAAUUUUCCAUUAGGACGUGUAAUUUUCUAUACAUCAUAGAGGUAUCAUGUGUAAACACCAUAUAUUUUGUGAAACAAAUGCUUGUAGGUUUUGAUCAAACGAUAAUUCAGUUUGCACUGACUAUUAUGUAAAUCAUAUUCAUACAUAGGACAAAUAUAUUCAUAUAUAUUCAUAUGAAAAAGACGAAAUGUUAAAAUAAUUGUUAAUUAAAAAUUAAUUAAUUGUUAAAAUAAUUGUUAAUUCUUAAUAAUUGUUAAUUUGCCAUUAGGACGUAUAAUUUUAUAUACACCAUGGAGGUAUGUGUAAACACCAUAUUUUGUGGAACAAAUGCUUGUAGGAGGAAGAAGCAGGUACCAGAAGAGUCCAAAUUUGCCAAUAAUAUAUUAAUCUUAAGUAGAUCAAAUAAGUUUAUGUGGACUUGUGGGUAGAAUAGAGGGAGUACCAGGUGUAACAACAUUCAGCUAUGGUGAGCCUGAAGUAAAAAAAGUGAUAGCUCUAAAUGCCCAGAAAAAAACGGUGUUAUAAAUAGUGUUAAUUUGACAGUAGUGCGUACAUUAAAUAUAUUUUAGUGAAAAGAUAGACGUGAUGGCCAAGUAGGAGCAUUUACAUUCUCCUCAACAUAGUUGGGGCCGAGCUGAGUUGAAAAGGUAGGGAUGCGGCAACAUCCGGAAAUUGCACUCUUAGACUUAAAUUAGAAUAGAGGGAGUACCAGGUGUAACAACAUUCAGCUAUGGUGAGGCUGAAGUAAAAAAAGUGAUAACUCUAAAUGCCCAGAAAUGAAAAAAAAACGGUGUUAUAAAUAGUGUUUAUUUGACAGUAGUGCGUACAUUAAAUAUAUUUUAGUGAAAAGAUAGACGUGAUGGCCAAGUAGGAGCAUUUACAUUCUCCUCAACAUGGUUGGGGCCGAGCUGAGUUGAAAAGGUAGGGAUGCGGCAACAUCUUAGACUUAAAUUAUUUCUUAAGUGUCUUAAUUUCACUUUUUAAACUCGUUCAAUUGUACUUAGAUCAAAUAAGAUUUUGUGAAAUUGUACAUCAGUUUCAGUUUCAGUUAAUUUUCCAAAAACUUCCAUAUGUUCAUGUACUGAACAAUGAAAGGAUGUCCAACAAAAGAGCAGAGCUCAUACACCAUUGGCCACCUAAACAAAAUUAUUAACAAUUACACGAACAUGACGUGAUACAUGAAAACAGUGACAAAAACAUGUUAGCAGGAUAUGAACUAUAUAAAUGUAUGUAUGAAUGUAAAUAUAUAAAGGAUCCUUAUUGAUACGUUAACAACAAAUAAUUGUUUUACAUCAUUUUGAACAUUUUGACAGAUACUGAAAUACGAAUAGAAGCAUCAAUAUUAUUUCAUAAAAUCGGACCAUGCCUUCAGAUAGUAUUUCUGGCCAUAUUGGUAACAAAAGUAUGUGGACGGUACAUAUCAGAGGACCUUAAUCAUGAACUGAAUUUACUCUAACAAAAUAAUUCGAAAAAAUUAACUGGUCAUAAAUUAUUUUUAAAUUUAUUCAUAAAAACACCUUUGGAUAACUUAUGAAUGUCAUACAGAGUUAAAUUAUUAAGACUGGCAAAUCAUGGUGGUGAAUGUUCAUGAAAUUGUGAAUCUGUACAUAGACGCAUGCGCUUUUGCUUGCGAUAAAUUAUUAUGGUCAGCCCAAAUCACAUUACAAUAUUGGAUAUGAGAAAGAACUAAGGUCUUAUAUAAAGAUGAUAAAACAUUGGCUUUAGUCUGAAGAGAAUACCAGAAUAUUUUGAAACUAAAUUUGCAAUAUAAGUUGUAUGUUGAUUCUAAGUUAAACAUUCAUUAUUAAACCAAGAUAUUUGCAGCUAGUAACAGGCAAGAUAUUAUUACCAUCUAUAGCAAUAUUAAGACUCUUGUAAGUACGGUUACUAUAUCUAUUUCUGAAAAUCAUAUAGUUGGACCAGCAUGAAAUAAUCAAAAGAUCGAAAUUAACAGUAUAAACUAGAGAGUUUAAAUUAUCAUCAGAAAUUAAUAAAUUUGUGUCGUCGACGAAUAAAAUAAUAUUUGAGUGUUUACAUAUGUAGGCUAAGUCAUUUAUGUAAAUAAUAAAACAUAAAGGGCCUAAAAUUGAGCCUUGGGGGACACCACAACAAGUAUUUAAAAAUUAUAACUUAUGAUAGUUAAAAGAAAAAAAUAACUGUUGAACCACUCAAAGGCGAUACCACGAAUAUAUUGAUGCAGUUUACAGAGUGGAAUCUUGUGAUUUAUGGUAACAAAUGCCUUUGAGAGGUCCAAGAAAAUUCCAAAAACAUGUUUCCUCUCAUUAGGUUCGGAAAUAAUGUUAUCAUAUGCCUGUAAAACAGCCAUUUUAGUAGACAUAUUUGGGCGAAAGCCAAAUUGGUUUUUAUGCAAUAGAUUAUGUCACGUCGAGAAAGAUAGUUAUAGAGUCUUUUAUGAAUAAUGCGUUCUAAAAUUUUGGAGAAAACGGGAAGGACUGAGAUGGGCCUUUAGUUACCAAAGGUAUCAGUCUCCCAACUAUUGUAAACAGGAGUUAUCUUGGCAAUUUUCAGUUUCUCUGGAACGAUUCCAGUAGUUAAGGAAAAAUUAUAAAUGUGAACAAGUGGAGGUGCUAUUAGUUCACCAACUGAUUUAUCAAAAUCAGGCUUGAUAUCAUCAAAGCCGCUACUAACACCAGAUUCCAAAUUUCUAACUAUUGAGAGUAUUUCAUCUGUAUCAGUUGGUGGAAAAAAGGAAAGAUCUAAGUGGAUAUUUAAUUUAUUCAUGAAAUUUUUGAAAGUAAUAUCAGGCUGAGGAAUUUUAUGCGAAUAUUCAGGACAAAUUAAAAAAAAAUAUUUAUUAAAAUUAUCAACAAUAAUUUGAGGAUCAAAAAUUUGUAUAUCGUUUAUUUUAUAAAAAGAUGAGAUUGGUUUAAUCUUAUUUAGUCGAUCCAUAAUGCUGUUAAUAAUAUUCCACGUUUGUUUUGAAUUAAACUUUG